GGGGGGAGUCGAAGUUACAGACAACAAAUACUUGGCAGUGCUAAAGAAUGGCAGUGGAACAGUUCUUUGUGGCUGCGCUGAUGUUGUCUGCACACCUAGCAUUCUCAUAUCCUCUGACUACAGAGACAUAUUACAUGGAUGCAGGGAGACAGUGCAGACUGUGUCCGCCAGGUCAUUAUCAGAGGUCCUGUUCAGAGUGCUCUCCCUGUCGUGAUGGUUCCUACACAACACGAUUGAACGCUGAGUCCAGUUGUCAUUCCUGCUUCAAAGACUGCAAACGUGAUUUGCACCUGGUGGAGGUUGAGCCGUGCACUUCUGUAUCGAACGCUAGAUGUCGCUGUGAGGCUGGUUUUACCUGCACCGACCAAGACGGCCAGACAGGAAAUUGUAGAGACUGUGAGAUGAUCCCUCAGCUGCUGCCACCUAGCAAUGUAGUGGGCAUCAGAAACAACCAGACAGGAACUUCCUCUGAACACAGCAGGACUUCCUCUUCCGCUGGACGCUGUCAACCUCCCCACUGUGACACUCCAGGAUCACCAGUCUCACAAGCAGGCAACGCCACACAUCACACAACAGCUGACACCAGCAAACACCUGGCAGCCAUUUUGUGUCCUAUGGUGGUCAUUGGAAUCCUAGCCGUUAUCAUUCUGUUAUGUAUCCGUCGCCCAGGAGAUGAAGCCUGUUUCAAACAAGCUCUCAAGUUCUGUAACAAGGGAGUAAGAGAAGCGUCGCCUAACAAGACCAAAGAGCCAACUGUUAAGCACCAGACAGUGGACCCACCACCCCUUACAGCAGCAAAUAUGGGCCCGGUCCAUGUCCACAAUGCUGGAACAGUCAUCUUCAGUUUACUCAACCAGUUCACUGGUAUGGGUGGAGGGACGGAAGAGAGAGGGCAGAAAGAGAGGGAUGAGGAAGGAGAAGGAUGUCCGGCCCACCCCACACCCUCCCCUAACAUCCAUCUAUCCCAGGAGGAGAGGAAUGGAGAGAUGGACUGUGUAUUCUUCCCUUCACAGGAACAAGGGAAGGACAGUCACAUUUCCAAAGAGGAGGUGCUAUGAGGGGAGGGGGAUUGAGAUCAGAGGACACUCCAAGUGAAAGCUUCCCUUCUAGGAUCAGUUUAGCCAACCCUACAUCCUAAUGUUAAUCAUAAGGAGGAUUAAGACUGGUCUGACCCUGGAUCAGUGGUAAGGGACAACAUCUACCUGGGGCUCUAUUCAAUCUGUAUCACUGAAGCGUUACAGAUUGAGCUAUAGGAAUGUAAAGGUAAGGUCAUUUCUGAUUGAGCCGACAUAUACAGCGUUUACCGUGAAUGCAGUCUCCCCUAACGCGGGAACAUUGCCUUUACAUUUCCAUCAAGCUGUAACGCUGAACUUCUGCGAUACGGAUUUAAUAGAGCCCUUACUCUCAGAAGAACACAGGUGAAUCCCAAAACUCUAGAAUGUACAUUAUUUUCUGUCCUAGACCUAGAUAGAGUUAGAUAUCUCACCAUGGUGGUCAUGCUCACAUGCACUUGCUCUCCUGUUAUUGUACUGUAUAAUAAUCUUUCAGUCUCAACUGUUGCUACCUGUUUUUCUCUGUGUUCAUGAGGCACGUUGAACUGUUUUUGCACAAAUUAAAAGCAAAUGUUUCUAUUAA
Coregonus clupeaformis (lake whitefish) is the source of this 1635-nucleotide messenger RNA. RefSeq names its product tumor necrosis factor receptor superfamily member 5-like. Gene Ontology annotation, molecular function: antigen binding; CD154 receptor binding. The transcript is spliced from 12 exons. Gene Ontology annotation, cellular component: external side of plasma membrane; CD40 receptor complex. The coding region runs from base 48 to 1058 and encodes 336 amino acids. Lineage: Eukaryota; Metazoa; Chordata; Actinopteri; Salmoniformes; Salmonidae. Gene Ontology annotation, biological process: positive regulation of angiogenesis; cellular response to interleukin-1; B cell activation. The record is from RefSeq and is a predicted model, not a curated record.